AUGUUCUGUUCAUGUAGAUUGAGCCCUCUGAGGCUAUUCCUCCAGGGCGUGUCGCAAACGCUCGUCCCAGAGCCUGCCGUCGCAGCAAGGCUCCCACAGCACCUCAAAACCUCCCAAGCUUUGCGGGUCGUCCAGAAGUCGACGUUCGCAACCUCUGCUGCCUACCCCAGAAACCAAAGUCGGAAACCCUCCGGCAGAGAAGAAAACGGAGCGGCGAAGAGACAACGAGCAACGAGGGACAGGGAGGAAAGGGACGGCCUCGCCGGCGAGGACGACCCCGAAGGCGGCGCGAAACCGAAGCGGGAGCCCUGGCAAAUCCAGAAAGAGGCCCUGAAGAAGAAGUUCCCCGGCGGCUGGAACCCGCGCAAGCGCCUGUCGCCGGACGCCAUCGCGGGCAUCAAGGCGCUGCACGCGCAGUUCCCCGAGGAGUACACGCUCCCGACGCUCGCCGACAAGUUCGAGGUGUCGCCCGAGGCCAUCCGGCGCAUCCUCAAGAGCAAAUGGCAGGCGUCGCCCGAGGAGGAGGAGCACCGGCAGGAGCGCUGGUUCCGGCGCGGCGUCAACGUGUGGUCGCGCUACGCCGAGCUGGGCAUGAAGCCGCCCACCAAGUGGCGCCGCGAGGGCGUCACGCGUGACCCAUCAUACCACGAGAACCGCAAGGCAGCGAUCGAAAGGAGGAAGCGGGAGGAGGCGGAGGAGGAUGCGGCCGAGAGAUUGCAGCGGAAGCUGUCUGAUACCAUCUUGUGA
Colletotrichum higginsianum IMI 349063 is the source of this 747-nucleotide messenger RNA. Its product is annotated as mitochondrion organization and biogenesis protein. Bases 1 to 747 code for a protein of 248 amino acids. Gene Ontology annotation, cellular component: nucleus. The record is from RefSeq and is a predicted model, not a curated record. Lineage: Eukaryota; Fungi; Ascomycota; Sordariomycetes; Glomerellales; Glomerellaceae. The transcript has a single exon.